AUUUUCAUUUCUUAUCUAAACACACUUGAGGAUAGGUGAAGUUCCCAGCUGCAAUUGCAACACAAAAAGAGAUCUUGUGGAUAUUACUAAAAAAUAAAGUGCAUUUCGAGGAGAGUUUAAAGUUGAUUGUCGUGUGAUCGCAAAUUAGUUUUUUGUUUGGGUGCUCAAUACGCCAGAUUUAUCCGUAACAAAUCGGGAAAAAAGAACUUCUGGCAAAUUGUGCUUUUUUUGUUUUCUUCUUAUUUUUCUGACGGGAUCCUCCUUCGAGAUGAAGAUUCAGUGCUUCGCCCUCAGCUUGAGCGUCUUGCUCCUGUCCGUGGCGGCGCGUGGUGACAAUGAACUCGACCCAGAGUCUAGGAAGAAUAGUCGCGUGGGCGAACCAACGAUGCUCAAUUCCCUGAUCACAGCCCAGGACCUCCUGGCCAAGUCAAAGCAUCUCACGGCUCCUACUCGUCCUCCGCCCGGAACCAGCCUCAGCCAGUACGCGCCCCAGAACACUCACGGCUUCUACUACUCACCCUACGCCACAUCAUCACCCCUUGGAUCUGGCUACUUGCUCUCCAUGCCUGCCCAGCACAACAGCGUCCUGGCCACACACUCACCUCUGGGAAUGAACUACGGCCUUCAGUAUGUGCAGCUGGUACCUAGACCCAUGGUCCUGCCAUACAACCCUUACUCCCAGUACUCCUCAAUGCCUCAGCCACAGCCCUACCUCAGUCACUCUCAGACCCAGCAGACCUCUGCCUCAAACCAUCACCACCAGACCCAGUCUUCACCACAGUUCCUAAACUCUGUACCACCAACUCAGCAGACAGCCGCUUCCAUGACCAUCGCCAGCCCUGUGAACCAUCACUACGUCCCAUACAGCCCACCUCUGCAGACCCAACAGCAGCCCGUGGCCAGUUACUCUAGCCCCAUGGUCUCGUACUUCUCUCCCCCGCCAGCAGCUCGAUUCCACUACGCGGCCCAUCCACAAGAGAUGACCCUCAACACAAACGAGUACAUGCCAGGGCAGCUGGAGAAUGGCUUCCGCGCUAUCAAGAGAGUCUGAAGAUCCAUGGAAUCUGCUGUCGUCCCCAGGAAAAGCGGAGAACCCAUCUCCGACCAGUAUUUAUUGCUUGGUGAUCCGUGGAGAAAAUAAUCACUCUCAAUGGAUUCGCAAAACCAAACACUAAUUAUUAACAUUUAGCAAUAAAUGGAUUGUUCCACUA
Messenger RNA from Phlebotomus papatasi, 1211 nucleotides. RefSeq lists its product as uncharacterized. The coding region runs from base 269 to 1051 and encodes 260 amino acids. The transcript is spliced from 3 exons. The record is from RefSeq and is a predicted model, not a curated record. Lineage: Eukaryota; Metazoa; Arthropoda; Insecta; Diptera; Psychodidae.